Molecule: messenger RNA, 569 nt
Organism: Cajanus cajan (pigeon pea)
Lineage: Eukaryota; Viridiplantae; Streptophyta; Magnoliopsida; Fabales; Fabaceae
Source: RefSeq, a predicted model, not a curated record
GUUUGUGUGUUAGGUGUUGGAGAUAGGAAUAGUGGUCCAUUCAGUGAUCAUUGGAAUAUCAUUGGGAACUACAGAGAGCAUUGAUACCAUAAAGCCACUUCUAAUGGCCCUUUCUUUUCAUCAAUUUUUUGAGGGGAUGGGGCUUGGUGGUUGCAUCUCUCAGGCAAAGUUUGAGUCAAAGUCUAUGGCAAUUAUGGCAACAUUUUUCUCCCUAACAACUCCAAUUGGGAUAAUAAUUGGAAUGGGAGUGUCAAGUGUGUACAAGGAGAAUAGUCCAAUUGCUUUGGCUGUUGAAGGGGUUUUCAAUUCUGCUUCUGCUGGGAUAUUGAUCUACAUGGCAUUAGUGGAUCUGCUAGCAGCAGAUUUUAUGAACCCGAGGUUGCAGAACAAUAUGAAGCUUCAAUUAGGGGCAAAUAUCUCUCUUCUUUUAGGUGCAGGUUGCAUGUCUUUAUUGGCCAAAUGGGCUUAAGUUUUGGUCUUUUACUUUCCACUACUCAGUAAAAUAGAGCAUUCUCUUAUGCUUAAUUUUUUGUCACUUCAAUAUUAUUUCUAUUUCUUUCUUCAUUUUC